AUGGGCUUCUUUGGCAAGUCGGCUCCCGUGGAGACGCAGCCGCACUAUGCAAACCCCGUCUUGCUGCCUCUAGACCAACCAACAGCAGGCGCAGAACCAUUGCCGACGGCCGUCUUGACAGACUCGCAAAAGGCGACCUAUGACGCCAUGCUCAACUUCCUCAAAGGCACGGAGCACGGCCUGACCUUUUCAGAGAAGGAGCAACUCUACCUGACGCGAGAACAGAUCCUGCGCUUCCUACGGGCAACGAAAUGGGACUUGAAGAAGUGCCAGCUGCGGAUGCUGGAUAACCUCAAGUGGCGACGAGAGUAUGGUGUCGAGACACUCACAGCGGAGCAUGUCGAGCCAGAAGCCAUCACAGGAAAGCAGAUUCUGCUGGGCUUUGACAACAGCUGCAGGCCGUGUCUUUAUCUCUAUCCCGGUCGACAAAAUACAGAGUACUCGCCGCGUCAAAUGCAGCAUCUUGUCUGGAUGCUCGAGCGAACGGCUGACCUGAUGCCAGCCGGUGUAGAGACGCUUGCUCUGCUCGUCAACUAUCGUGGCGCUACGGGCGCCAAAUCACCGCCAGUCAGUCAAGGCAGGGAAACACUCGCGCUGCUUCAGAACCACUACGUCGAGCGCCUCGGCCGCGCACUCGUCAUUGACUUGCCGGUGUUCAUUUGGGGCUUCUUCAAGAUCAUCACGCCCUUCAUGGAUCCAGUCACGCGCGAGAAGCUCAUCUUCAAUGAAGAACUUGCAAAGCAUGUCCCACCGGCGCAGCUCGAUAAGCACUGGGGAGGCCAGCUGGAGUUUGAGUACAAGCACGCGGUCUACUGGCCGAAGCUGCUGGAACUGACACAGAAGGCCCAAGAGCGGGCAAAGCGGAAUUGGGAGGCUGUAGGAGGGGGUAUUGGUGUAUCGGAAGCUCUUCUUAAAGCUGAGCCGAGCAGCUCACACACUGCUGUAAAUGGAGAGAAACAGUCUCAGAGUGCGACGCUUUCCUCAGAGCAGCAUGAAGCUGUCAACCAACCUGGUGAAGAGCUUUCACCAGAGCAAUCUACACAAGUAGUACAACAGGCCAAUCAGAGUGAUAUUGUCAACCGGGCUGAAGAGAAGGUGGACGCAGUGUAUGUUGCAGAUUCGCCAGCAAUUGUGGUCAAGGAUCAGCAGGCGUCCUUGAAGGGUGUCAUCUAG
Protomyces lactucae-debilis is the source of this 1173-nucleotide messenger RNA. Its product is annotated as CRAL/TRIO domain-containing protein. Gene Ontology annotation, molecular function: phosphatidylinositol transfer activity. NCBI's taxonomy places the organism in Eukaryota, Fungi, Ascomycota, Taphrinomycetes, Taphrinales, Protomycetaceae. The record is from RefSeq and is a predicted model, not a curated record. The coding region runs from base 1 to 1173 and encodes 390 amino acids. The transcript is spliced from 2 exons.